AUCCGCAGCAUGAUGACCCACGAGGACGCCCGCCUCGGUGCCGAGCUCGCCGAAGCCGCGCGCAAGGACAGCUCGGCCAUGCGCUCCAUCGCCAUGAUGACCAUGCUCUUCCUCCCCGGCGCCUUCUUCGCCGCCAUCUUCUCCAUCGAGUCCUUGCCCAACCUGGCCAAGGAAGAGUUCUGGAUCUUCUGGGCCUUUACGCUGCCGUCCACCAUUCUCGUCUUCCUCGUGUGGCGCUGCCACCGCUGGUCACAGAAGAAGUGGCAAAAGUACAAAAAGGCCAAGGCCGAGAGCAAGGAAAAGGCCAAGGCGGAAAAAGAGGGCGACGCCAGUGACGGCAGUGUCAUGGAAGCGCAGAACGGAAAGCAAGGCCACUGA
Verticillium nonalfalfae is the source of this 378-nucleotide messenger RNA. RefSeq lists its product as uncharacterized. The transcript has a single exon. NCBI's taxonomy places the organism in Eukaryota, Fungi, Ascomycota, Sordariomycetes, Glomerellales, Plectosphaerellaceae. The record is from RefSeq and is a predicted model, not a curated record. The annotation marks the transcript as partial.